CUAGUGUGCGCGACUUUUAAUUUAAUUAUUAUUGAAAUUAAUUGUGAUAUAUGAGGGGUCUGUUAAAAAAAAUGUACUUUCCCCAAGUCCAGAAACCCCACUAAAUGAAAACCCAGAUCUAUAGGACUUGAGCUUAGUAGUCAUAUUAAAAUUUUCUUCAUUCCUUUUUAUGUUUUGUUUUUCAGGAGCACAUGGUAAAAUAGCUGGCGGUGACCAUGGUCCAUAAAAGCAAAGCAUUUUGGAUUGGCAACUUUAAAGAUCACGCCAUUAACAUAAAUAUUGGAGGAUUGAAGAAGCGGAUUAGCUCCAUCAUGCUAUCACAGUUUCCAAACACCAGGCUGGGGCGAUUGCUUUUCUGCGAUUCUGAAGAAUCCAUCCUACAGAUCUGUGAUGACUAUGACUUGGUGUCGAAGGAAUUCUACUUUGACCGAAACCCUGGCUUGUUCCCAUAUGUUCUUUAUUUUUAUGAGACGGGAAAGUUGCACAUGAUGGAUGACUUAUGCGCUUUUUCAUUCUCACAAGAAAUUGAAUACUGGGAAAUAAGUGAAUUUUUUUUAGACUCUUGCUGUAGUUAUCGAUACCAUGAGCGUAAGUUAGAAAGUAGAAGACGGAACUGGGAUGAAGAGAGUGAAGUAAGCAGUGUGGAUACAUCUGUAGAUGAAAUUUCUGACUUUAAUCAAGACCUCAUGCACUUCAACACACUGCAGUGUGGCAAUUUGCGGAAAAGGCUCUGGCUGACUAUGGAGAAUCCCGGCUAUUCAAUACCAAGCAAAAUUUUCAGCUUUAUUUCUAUCUGUGUAGUUAUUCUAUCUAUAUCAACAAUGUGUAUUAACAGCAUGCCAGAAUAUCAACAAGUAGACAAGGAUGAUGUUCCCAUCGAUGACCCUGUCCUCCACAAUCUGGAGUAUUUCUGUAUCUCCUGGUUCACAUUUGAAGUGUCUUCUAGGCUACUUCUUGCUCCCAGCCUGAAGAAGUUCUUUAAGCAUCCAUUAAACCUGAUAGAUAUUGUGUCUGUUCUACCCUUCUACUUCACUCUUUUGGUAGACUUGACCAUUGGCAGUGAUUAUGAGUUGGGAAAUUUGGGUAAGGUUGUACAAGUGUUUCGACUUAUGAGGAUUUUUCGAGUCCUCAAAUUGGCACGACAUUCAACUGGCCUUCGGUCACUUGGAGCAACGCUUAAGCACAGCUACAGAGAAGUUGGCAUCUUACUACUGUACUUGGCUGUUGGAGUCUUAGUCUUUUCUGGAAUGGCGUACACGGCAGAGAAAGAUGAAGACACGGGGUUUGACACCAUCCCAUCCUGUUGGUGGUGGGGAACUGUAAGCAUGACGACUGUAGGCUAUGGCGAUGUUGUCCCAGCCACCGUAGCUGGAAAAUUAGCCGCUUCCGGCUGUAUCCUGGGUGGGAUAUUGGUGGUGGCCCUGCCGAUAACUAUAAUAUUCAACAAGUUUUCACAUUUCUACCGGAGACAGAAAGCCCUGGAGAACGCAGUGAGGAACAGUGACAGGAGGCCGAGCCAGGAACCACAAGACGAUAGCGAUAAAAUAUCAGAGAGCCUUACAGAACUAUAACCAGCAAAUGGAAGCUGUGCGGCAAAUGAAUAAACAGAGACAUUGCACACCCUACAAUAGUGAGCAGCCAAUGAAUAGUUCCAGGGUCAUGACCAUAAGCCAGUAAGGUCCAUGAUCCUGUAUUAUAUAUAAAAUAUGGUGUAUAUAUGGUAAUUCCAUUGUGCAGUGUUGAAGAUGCCACUAAUGUUACCUCCUUUAGUAAUAAGCAUAGGCAUGCGCAGGGGGUGUGUAAUCACUCUGUACAGUGCAGUUUCCCCCUACUAUCUGGGCUUCCCCCAUGUUGCCCUCCGCCCCACAGUGCUGCUGGUUUCCCUCAUCUGCUGCAGGGGAUAGUUCAAGAUGGAGAGUGGGGGGAAAGUGAUAGUCAAUAUGUAGUUCACCACCCCCUUACUUUUUUAAAUCAACACAGUGAACACAAUCACUCACUGUGUUCAUUUACAACUGAAGCAUAGUAAACUGUGUUUGUGAAUGAACAG
Molecule: messenger RNA, 2047 nt
Organism: Rana temporaria (common frog)
Lineage: Eukaryota; Metazoa; Chordata; Amphibia; Anura; Ranidae
Gene: KCNS1
Product: potassium voltage-gated channel modifier subfamily S member 1
Exons: 2
Coding region: 216-1571 (451 amino acids)
Biological process (GO): protein homooligomerization; regulation of delayed rectifier potassium channel activity; potassium ion transmembrane transport
Cellular component (GO): voltage-gated potassium channel complex; membrane
Molecular function (GO): delayed rectifier potassium channel activity; protein binding
Source: RefSeq, a predicted model, not a curated record